Molecule: messenger RNA, 1602 nt
Organism: Diplodia corticola
Lineage: Eukaryota; Fungi; Ascomycota; Dothideomycetes; Botryosphaeriales; Botryosphaeriaceae
Product: mfs transporter
Exons: 10
Coding region: 1-1602 (533 amino acids)
Biological process (GO): transmembrane transport; basic amino acid transport
Cellular component (GO): fungal-type vacuole membrane
Molecular function (GO): basic amino acid transmembrane transporter activity
Source: RefSeq, a predicted model, not a curated record
AUGUCUAAUAGGGAAACGGAAAGCUUGUUACAUUCGGGGAGCAAUGAGACAAGGCAGUCGAUAUUCUCAAACAGCAGAGGCAUUCUAUGUGUCAUUGCAACACUUCUGGGAGCCCUCAUCGCUUCUGCCGACGAGUCGCUCAUGAUCACCAUGUAUACCAUCGUUGGCUCUGACUUGCGUCAGCUACAGGAGGCACCAUGGCUGCUAAUCAGCUACAAUCUGGGCUACUCGAUUGCCCUUCCAAUCUGCGGAAAGUUGGCUCAAAUUUAUGGCCGUAAGCGUCCGCUACUAUUCUGCUACGCCCUCUUCAUUAUUGGCAACUUAUGGGUUGGGCUUGCCGGAUCGCUCUGGUAUGCCAUCGCUGGUAGACUUGUUACCGGCCUUGGGGGCGCUGGACUCAUCGGACUGGUCUCCGUCAUCAUUACCGGCAAGUUUGACAGCCACCCCGGCAUAGCCCUUUUCCGGAGCUUCGUGACCGUCAUUACGACGGUCGGCCGAAGUGGUGGACCUGCACUGGGAGCCUGGUUGUCCGACCUCAUCGGUUGGCGAUGGUCUUUCCUCUCGCAGUGUCCAGUCAGCAUUGUCUGCGCUCUUCUCAUUGCAUUCAGCUUACCGUCCGACUUGGCCCAAUCCGAGAGGCCUGGCCAAGAGCGUAAAUCGGGUUUCGAAGCCAUUCGCCAGAUAGAUUUUGCAGGAGUCCUCACCUUCAUCGUUGCUGUGUCGGCCUUCGUUAUCUUCAUAGACCUGGGCGGUGAUCGGUUGGCCUGGACGCAUCCAGCUAUGAUCGGCUUAGCUGCGAUAUUCGUCUCCUUUUCCAUCACCUUCGUACUCGUCGAAAAGUUCUGGGCAACGAACCCCCUCACUCCCCUGUCGCUGCUGAUGCCAACGAGCGGUGGUGGCUUCUGCACCAUCCAAAUUUUUGUAUUCCUGGGAAGGCUUGCGACUAUAACAAACCUGACUCCAUUCUACAUCUACACACUAGGCGCCAGCAACACAAUGGCAGCAUUGUACAUGGUGCCUUCCAGUGUCGGAGCUGCCAGUGGAGGUUUGGCCUCUGGUAUCGUUUUCACAAGGUUCUAUCGCUACAGACUCCCCAGCUUAAUCUGCACUCUCGUGGCCAUUGCCAGCUACUCCGUCAUUGCCAUCCGCUGGAGUGACGGUCUGCAGAGUCCCCUGGAGCUUUCAUACAUCUUCAUCGUCGGCGUUUGCUUCGGCUGGACCCUAUCGGCCCAGUUUGUCGGCAUGUCCAUGUUCACACCAAAACGCUACGCAGCCGAGGGCAUCACGGCGUACUAUCUUUCCCAGCAACUCGGCAGUAUCCUCGGCACCAACUUGUCAACGAAGCUGCUGAGGAACUUGUUUCGACGCGGUCUCCGCGCGGCGUUGCCGCAGGAGGAAAACUUAGAUAGGGAUGCGAUGAUUGAGGACAUCAUUAAGGAUUCAAGGUUCUACCAGUGGCUUCCAGAGAGCACGAGAGCUGUGGUGCGACGAGAAUACCUCUCCGCCUUCAAGUCCAUUCCGCUCCUCUCUAUCGGUGCGAAUAUUGUAGCCACCGGAUUGAUGUUUCUUGUGCCCGAGACUGGGGACACCGAUGAUACAUGA